AUCUUUUCAUUUUCAAUGUAACCACUAGGAAAAAAUUAUAUCCAAGUCUAAAACUACGUGGCAAUGACUGGUAAUCAUGAAUGCAUAGCAGUAGGAUAUCCAAUUGAUUUUUAUAAAGACCUCGUUGUCACCCGAAUGUGUAAUGAUGUAUUCUUGGAGACGAAAUAUUUUUUGGAUAAAAAAAUAGUCCCACAAUUUUCAGAAUACCCAUACCGGUUUUCUGAACAACAUAUGAGUCCAUCAUGUGAGUAUGACGAGCAAGAGGAUUACUUGUACAGACGGUGUCAAACUGAUAAAAAUUCUGAUCGUGUCUCAAACGUCCGAAAAAUAAGUUUAUUUGCAGAAUCUUGCGAUAUUGCCAGCGACGAAGUUGUAACAAGUCUUCGGUUCCAUGAAAGUGAAGGUAUGAUCUACAUUAAACCUCAAUGUGGUAUUUUUGCUGAUGGGUGAGUCAAUCGUUCAAGUCUUAAAUGGCGAACAGGUGCUAGAAAAUUGCACGAUGUAAACUUCCUUCCAAGCCACGUUGUACUCGAAUGGAAAACGAAAACAUUCAAUUUGGAGAAUAGUGUAUUGCCUGAAGGUGAUUUUGUCGUAGCAGUAAAAUUUGAGAUCAAAGAAAAUGUUAUAUCAU
Cotesia glomerata is the source of this 631-nucleotide messenger RNA. RefSeq lists its product as uncharacterized. Lineage: Eukaryota; Metazoa; Arthropoda; Insecta; Hymenoptera; Braconidae. The record is from RefSeq and is a predicted model, not a curated record. The coding region runs from base 64 to 450 and encodes 128 amino acids. The transcript has 3 exons.